AUGAAGGCCGCCACCUUGCUUGGAGCCGCCCUUGCGGCAGCCACUGUCCACGCUGGUGUGCGCUGCCGGGGCACUGGCCUUUCCCAGCCGCAGGAGCUGACCGAUCUCAUCGAAGAAGCCAAGUCUCGGGUUAUCCAGGACUUGACCGAGCAGGAGAAUAAGCUCCGGGAGGCCGGCGAGACACCCCGUUGCACCGUCGACAAGCUUGUUUUCCGUCGGGAAUAUGGCCAACUGUCCAAACAGGACCGCCUCGCCUAUGUCAACGCCGUCAAGUGCCUGCAGAGCAAGCCGCCGCGCACGCCCGAGAGCGUGGCGCCGGGGGCCAAGUCACGGUUCGACGACUUCGUCGUGACGCACAUCCAGCAGACGCUUGCCAUCCACUACUCGGGCGUCUUCCAGCCGUGGCACCGCUGGUUCGUGCACCAGUACGAGAAGGCCCUGCGCGACGAGUGCGGCUACACGGGCUACCAGCCGUACUGGGACUGGGCCAAGUACGCGAACGCGCCGCAGAACUCGCCGCUCUUCAACGGCGACCCCACCAGCCUGGGCGGCAACGGCGAGUACAUCCCGCACGACGGGCCCGUCAUCGUGCCGCCUGCCGGCGUCGGCGGCGGCAACAUCUCGCUCCCUGCUGGCGAAGGCGGCGGGCUGGUCAAGACGGGCCCCUUCGCGGACAUGGUGGUCAACCUUGGUCCUGUGGGCGGCCUCGCGGACACGGCGCCGGGCCCCAUGGGCGGGCUGGGCCAUAACCCGCGCGGGCUCAAGCGCGACCUGGGCGGGGCCAUGAACAUGCGCUACGCCAACUACUCGACGGUGCUGCAGCUGCUGACGCGGCCCGACGUCGACCAGUUCCGUAUCGUCUCCGAGGGCGUCCCCUACACGAUCGAGAUCGGGCCCCACGGUGGUAUUCAUUACACUAUCGGCGGCGACCCGGGUGGCGAUCUGUUUACCUCCCCUGGUGACCCGGCUUUUUGGGUGCAUCACGGCCAGAUGGACCGCGUUUGGACCAUGUGGCAGGCUUUGGGCGCCGGGCCUGCGCGUUACACGGAUCUUGGGUCUGGGUCUUAUGCUCAUCGGACGUGGGGGAAUGAACCACCGUCGGAUCUGGCUGAGUUGGGGGAUGUUAUUGAUAUGGGGUUGCUCACGCUGUUACGGGGUGGGGGCCCUAUAUGUCGGUGUCCAGGCCGCGGCAGCCUUGGUCGACGUGCGCGGGGGAUAUUCUCGUCGAGCAGGCGCCAGGCGGCUUUGCCGGACCCGUCCUUGUCAAGGGCUAGCUUGAGAUCGCUCAAGUUUGCAGUACGCUCUACUCGUUGUCGCACCAGGCGGCUCAGUCAUCAACUUCUCGCUUGCCACCGCUGUCCACCGCUGUCCAUCGCGGUUCAACGUUGGGCCCACCGAUUCGACUGCAUACGGGCUGAGGUAUUAGGCGCUAAUGAGGCCUUUUCUCUUUGGGCUAUAAUGGUUCGAGAGUCGCCCCCGGAUGCUCGUAUCCCGGCUCGAGGGUGGCUGACUAGAUCCAACUACAAGGUCCCCAAUGCGGAAUGCGAGCCCAGAGCAUGUCCUCUUCACAAGUUCAACCUCACCAUCGCCGAGUUCAACUUCACAACCCACUCCAAGUCUCCAACCACACCAAUUCACACAGCUUCCUGGAUUCCUCGAAUCUCGCCCACCAUCAACAUGAAGUAUCUUACCGCCAUCACCACCCUUUUCGCCGCUGGCGCCCUUGGCACCGCGAUCCCUGCCGCACCCUCCAACGGCUACGACCUGAACCUCAAACUGGUCACGGAGGGCAAGGACCAAUACUGGCUCCUGACGGACGACAACCUGCCCGCGGGCCUCCCUGCGGCGCCCGGCCCUCUCGCGAGCCGCUCCGCCAACCAAGGCCUGCAGGCGCGCGACAGCCCGGCGUGCUCGGGCAGCCACCAGGCGAGCACGGGAGAUUGUUACAACCUGCUCGUGGCGCUCGGCAGCGACCAGAACGGAAUCCCGCAAUCGCCGCGCAACAUCCGCUACAACAACUGCUACGUCAGCUGGUCCAAUAUUCCGCUCGGCGGUGUCCGUGCGGAGCUGUAUAGCCCCGGGGUCGACAUCUACAACUCGUGCAGCUCCAACGGCAAGGUCUCUGGCCUGAAGAGAAACGUCAGGGUCGGGGGCAGCCUCUUGACCGUGUGCCUGUCUGAUCGGGCUGAUGGCUGCCACUAA
Chaetomium globosum CBS 148.51 is the source of this 2202-nucleotide messenger RNA. RefSeq lists its product as uncharacterized. Lineage: Eukaryota; Fungi; Ascomycota; Sordariomycetes; Sordariales; Chaetomiaceae. The coding region runs from base 1 to 2202 and encodes 733 amino acids. The record is from RefSeq and is a predicted model, not a curated record. The transcript has 7 exons. Gene Ontology annotation, molecular function: oxidoreductase activity.